This is a messenger RNA of Dama dama (fallow deer), 1387 nucleotides long. It is a transcript of the gene ALKBH2, whose product is annotated as alkB homolog 2, alpha-ketoglutarate dependent dioxygenase. Lineage: Eukaryota; Metazoa; Chordata; Mammalia; Artiodactyla; Cervidae. Bases 381 to 1163 code for a protein of 260 amino acids. The record is from RefSeq and is a predicted model, not a curated record. Gene Ontology annotation, biological process: DNA repair. The transcript is spliced from 4 exons.
AUUUUCUAUCAGAAUUCGGCGUGCUUGCUUAUGACCACGUUUAACCGUUGUUAGACAUUUAGAUUCUGAAUCAUGUCCAUUUAAAGAUCGCAAUACUUAAUACUUGUGAGGGAGGGCCCGUCAGUUAUCCAGCCCCGUCCUUCGCAGGGUGGCAGGGGGAGACAGAUACACUUUUCUGGGUCAAUUUGGGCAAACCCCUCCUCCUCUCACCGUGUCACUUUCCCAGGACUUGGUGUUGAACUUUUAAAAUGGAACCUUAAAAACAGGAGGAAUGCCCCUGUGGAACCACUUUGCAAAGUAGAUUUUGGCGUUUGACAGACCCUGGGCAAUCUCUCUUGGCCUGGCCACCAGCCCCCAGGUCUUCGUGUUGUGGAGACAAGAUGGACAGAUUCCUGGUGAAGGGGGCUGUCGGGGGCCUUAAGAGAAGGAUGGAACAAGAGCAGACUGGAGGAGGUCCAGCAGGGUUGGCAGAAGAGGAAGGAAACAGUAAGAAAAAGCACAGGAGAGCAGCCCCGGGGAAUGGAGUUGACUUGGCAGGCCUCAGCUGGCGGCACAUUCGAGCUGAGGGCCUGGACUGCGAUUACAUAGUCCUGUUUGGCAAAGCCGAAGCAGACGAGAUUUUCCAAGAGUUGGAGAAAGAAGUGGAAUAUUUUACAGGUGCGCUGGCCAGGGUCCAGGUGUUUGGGAAGUGGCACAGUGUCCCAAGGAAGCAGGCAACAUACGGCGACACUGGGCUGACCUACACCUUUUCAGGCCUCACUCUGUCUCCGAAGCCCUGGAUCCCCGUUCUAGAGCGUGUCCGGGAUCGUGUUUCUCUGGUGACUGGACAGACCUUCAACUUUGUGCUCGUCAACAGGUACAAAGACGGCCAGGACCACAUUGGUGAGCACAGGGAUGACGAGAGAGAACUGGCUCCCGGGAGCCCCAUCGCCUCUGUCUCCUUUGGGGCCUGCAGAGACUUCUUCUUCCGGCAUAAGGAUUCCCGGGGGAAGCACCCGUCCCGGAGGCUGGCCGUGGUCAGGCUCCAGCUGGCCCACGGCAGCCUACUCAUGAUGAACCACCCAACUAACACUCACUGGUACCACAGUCUCCCGGUCCGAAAGAAGGUUCUGGCUCCCCGGGUCAAUCUGACAUUUCGGAAAAUCCUGCCUACUACGAAGUGAAUAACGUUGUUAAUAGUGAGUGCUUCUGUCGGCUCCUUCGCUCUCCAUUCCUAGAGGGAGCUGCUUUUUCUUUUACCAACAGGGAACAUAGAACGGGUUUCACCCAAGCACAGAGCUUCUUACGGGUACAACGCAGAACUCAGAGAAAAAGGACGUUUGUAUCAGACUGGUUAAUUAUGAAAGAAUACCAGCUGAUGUUUUUUUCCUAACAAAAUGAUUCCUUU